Molecule: messenger RNA, 2429 nt
Organism: Monopterus albus (swamp eel)
Lineage: Eukaryota; Metazoa; Chordata; Actinopteri; Synbranchiformes; Synbranchidae
Gene: kctd15b
Product: potassium channel tetramerization domain containing 15b
Exons: 5
Coding region: 880-1674 (264 amino acids)
Biological process (GO): protein homooligomerization
Molecular function (GO): protein binding
Source: RefSeq, a predicted model, not a curated record
GGCUGCAGGCAGGUUGUGAGGGCGCUUUCUGCAGCAGUAGCAUGCAUGCAUGUCCAUAGACGUCAUUUGAUUUUAAUAGCCUGCAGGAAAUUUGGCGUUACAACUCAAGAUAUUAAGGCAAGACAGAGUGGGAGAGAAAGAGAGUGAGCACACGGGGGGAAAUCGGCGCAUGAAAGAUAUUGGUUCAAGGCUAUCUCUUCGUUUUCAACAUAUUUUUCUGCUAAGACUUUAUCAACAAGUUACUGCGCCUUUAUUAUAUGUUGUGUGAGUGAAGGACCAUGGCAGCCCGCCUGGCUUUAAACUUUAAAUUUAGGUUGAAGACGGAGAUGGGAACGCAUGCCUGCUAGAACUGCCCGGGGAACUAUUACAUCAGACGAAAUGACAAUGAUUAAAAUCUGUCUUUUGCUGCCGAGAAUCUAUUGAGCGGCUGACAGCUGUUUGUUAGGUUUUCUGUGCCCCCCCACCCCCACCCCCCCUGUAAAUCACAACUUCGCGUCGUCACGGGGAACGGCGUUUUACCGGGAAAAGAUAAGAUAAGUUAUUUUAUCUGUGCAGUCAUAAUUUCGGGCACAGGGGGUAUCACGUUCUUUUCCUUUAGAAAAUUGCCAGGGCGAGAGAGUGGAGUUGAGCUAAUUGUAGCCUAAUCCCUGGCCCAGAGGCGCUUGGGCAGCCCGAAGCAAGAUUUUUCUUUUUUAGCUCUGCUCUGUUAUUUAGAGACGGAUUAUUGGCUUUCUUCGUCUCAUAACAAACCACGGGGGCACUUUCAUGUAGACAAAAAAAGCAGACAAGAAGCUUGAAUACGAAGCAGGAUUCCAAAAAGAGCGCACAUUUUACGCGUAUCCAAAUAAGAGCAGAGAAGGGAAGGAGAUCACCUCAUCUAUGUUCAAGGAGGGAAGAAGCAUGUCACGGCUCUCUCUGACCCGGUCCCCGGUCUCUCCUCUGGCCGCUCAGGGGAUUCCUCUGCCGGCUCAGCUGACCAAGGCAAACGCCCCGGUGCACAUCGAUGUCGGAGGACACAUGUACACCAGCAGUCUGGCGACCCUUACCAAGUACCCAGACUCAAGAAUCAGUCGUCUGUUCAAUGGCACCGAGCCCAUCGUGUUGGACAGCUUGAAGCAGCACUACUUCAUAGAUCGGGAUGGUGAGAUAUUUCGCUACAUUCUCAGUUUCCUGAGGACCAGCAAAUUGCUCCUUCCAGAAGACUUCAAGGAUUUCCACCUGCUGUACGAGGAGGCACGCUACUACCAGCUGACACCAAUGAUCAAGGAGCUGGAGCGCUGGAAGCAGGAUCGUGAACAGCGACGGAUGGCGCAGCCCUGUGACUGCCUAGUGGUUCGAGUCACACCUGACCUGGGCGAGAGGAUUGCCCUCAGCGGGGAGAAGGUCCUCAUCGAGGAGAUCUUCCCAGAGACUGGAGACGUUAUGUGUAACUCAGUAAACGCCGGCUGGAACCAGGACCCAACGCACGUCAUCCGUUUCCCCCUCAAUGGGUACUGCAGGCUCAACUCCGUCCAGGUCCUGGAGCGUCUUUUCCAGAAAGGUUUCAGUGUGGCUGCAUCAUGCGGAGGCGGUGUGGACUCAUCCCAGUUCAGCGAGUACGUGUUGUGUCGUGAGGACCGACGGAGUCUCUCCAUCAACACUCCCAUCAGAAUAAAACAGGAACCCCUGGACUAGAGCAUUCUGGAAGAGGGACUGUCAACCACUUUCCCCUCCAUGCUCCUUCCAUCCUCUCGCACCACUCCACCAUUCCUACCCCUGCCCCCUCCCUGCCCUAACAGGACCACAACCACCCCCAACAUACCUAAGUAUUACAUAGCAGAGGCUUGAUAAGCUUGCCAGCCCUGCAAAACUCUGAGGAGAAUGUAUUACCAAACAAAGGUGAAAAUAUAUACAUCAGAAACAAAAGUUUCUGAUUAUGUUCAGUAACACCCAAAGAAUCUGGGACUGUGAUGAAAACAACAACAAAUGGACACAACAGCAGUUGCUUGAACCAUUUUAGCACCAUGACUGGUUGAUUUUUCCCUCAUCUUCUUAGUAAAAAAAGAUGUCUCAACCCUUUUGGACGGACACAGCUGCCCCAUCUUUGAACACCAAUUCCCUCAACACACACACACACACACACACACGCUGUGUGUGUAGAUAGUUGUAACACACACACACACUACUCCUCUACCCCUCUGUCAGCAGUGUGUAAUCCAGCUCUGUGUCCAUGAGGUCUUGCCUGUCUGGUGACAGGUCUCGCCUGCUGUGGGACAAGGAAGCUUUGGCAGACAUCACACUUUAAAGGAUAACAGGAAGAGGACAGAAAGAAGACAUAAUCCAAAUGCGUUCCACUCAAAAGGCAUUCACUGGGGGGGCGACAGUGGUGCGGUGGGCAGAGCAGUCAUCUCCCAACCGGAAGGUUGAGGGUUCAAAUCUUGGUGCCUGCA